AUGGGCCCCUGGUUUGCUCUCUUCGAGGCCUGGGCGGUCGCACGUCUGAUUCGGUCGCCCGCCUUCAACCGAGCCGUGCAAAAGGCAUAUCGCAAGAUCAACAGGCUGCCAGACUUUGAGCAAAAGAAUGGUGGCGGGAGAACAGGCCCCUCGUCCUUUGACCAUUUCAAAGACGAAGUAAAGAAUCAGUUCCGUGAGCUCACUUGGCAGAAACGCCCUCCCAAGUGA
Molecule: messenger RNA, 228 nt
Organism: Bipolaris oryzae ATCC 44560
Lineage: Eukaryota; Fungi; Ascomycota; Dothideomycetes; Pleosporales; Pleosporaceae
Exons: 4
Coding region: 1-228 (75 amino acids)
Source: RefSeq, a predicted model, not a curated record